AUGGGCGAUUUCCCACCGCCCGAGCGUACCAGCGUCAAGGCGUCCGAACUCGUCCAUCGUGCCGUGGAUAAGAGCUAUGAGGACUUCCGCACGCUCAUGCACCAGCUUCCCACGAUGCGCGAGGAGGAGCGUCGUGAGCCGCUGCUGUCGCAUUUACAAAGCUCCCGCAAGCGGUUUGCACAGCUGCUUGCCGUGCUCAAGUGGUCAGUGCAGUCACCACUGCUGCAGCAGUGCGACACGCUACUACAACAGACCGAGACGUACCGUAACAAUGUGAACGAGACCAACGACCGAUUAUUCUUUAUGCACGCGGAUCUUAACCGCGCCAAGGAGCGUCAGUACGACCUCAGUACAGCCGUAGACGUGCUCUAUGGAGGCAGCUAUCUGCGUCUCCCUACCAUCAUCAAGAACGCCAUGUUCCCGCGAGAGUUACCCGGAGUGGAUACAGAGCAGGCGGCUACAAAGGUGGCGGACAUCAUCCGCUUUCGUCUUAUUGAGGCGGAGAUCCCAGAGCAGUUUUCCAACAUUAAGCUGGAGGGAGGCUUCGUCACGUGCCAAGCAGAAGGCGAGUUUGAGAUUGUUCUAACCAUUCAGGGCAAGGAGAAGGACGCGAAGUGGAGAGUUAUCAGUGUGAACACGGCGCUUACAGAUGCGCAGGCGUUUGAGAACCAUUCGCAAGCAGCAUCAACUAGCGCGCUACGCAUUAUUCGAACGAAUGCACCAAACGCAGCGCACUACAAUCACUUGAAGAAUCUUGUGCAGCGAGCCAUGAACAAGUCGGAGAAACCGUUCGUGGAUGCAUUCAUGGUGAUGCGAGAGUUCUGUUCGUCCUUGGCACUGCAGAUCUUGGCGUCGCAGGGAAAAUUACUGAUGGAAGGCCGCUGGAAAAACCGCAUCAUGAUUAAACAUCUCCGAGACCAGAAUAUUUUGGAUAUCUGCUACUGGCCCAAGGCUUGUGUACGGAAGGAGGCGCAGGCGCUAACGGAGCAGCAGCGAUUGAUCCAACAAUUAAGUGACCCGGUAGCAACAGCUCGAAAAGGCUCCGCGCUGCCGUAUCCCGAGUCGAGUUUGUGUGUUCGACUGGGCUUCGACCCGAACAAGAAGAAGCUUCUCUCCGUUAGUCUUAGUCCGUCGCUUCCGCCGAAUCUUCCGGGGUAUGCAGCAUUACUGAACGCACUGGAGGUGCCGUCCAACAUGUUCCUGUUGAGUGCAGAGAACCUGCUGAUUGCGGCAAUGCGAGCUCACGUGUCCGCUGCUCUGUUCUCUAUAGGAAGACUGCUUGUAGUUGACUCUCCGGAUGAAAAGGCUUCCACGCAGCUGGUUUCUGGAGAAGAUGUGGCGAUGGUCUGCUCGGAUACGAGUUUACGGAUGGCACGCGCAGAUAUUGGAGGGCUGCAGCAGUUUCUAGAGGUGACAUUUGACAUCCGUGAGGGGCGAUUUAUUGUGAGCUCCGUCGCGGCGGCGAAACAUUCGGCGCUUUACAUCACGGUGAAGCAACUGGAACGGAUACUGAAUACGCAAUGCAAAAUUGAGCUUGGGGGAACUGUGGAUAAGUCGUUCCCGAAUGACUUUGCGCUGGUUUCUGGCGAUGGGAAAGGUGACAAGUCGAACGAGUUGAUUCACACGAGCGUGCGGAAGGCUUUGUGCGAGAUCGUGGCAGAUGAAGUGGCUCAAAUCGGGUCUUUUUUCAAAGGGAUUGAAGUUCUGCGUAGUGUUACCUUGAACUGGGAGCGGUAUCUCGCUUUCCGACAGCAGCAUGGCGGACAGACUGAAGACCUGUCGAUCUCAGAUACAGCGCUGUAUUUCCAGCUUACAUCCUCGAAGGAAUGUACGUGUUACAUGGUCAUCGAGAUCGACAAGUACAGCGAGGUGGAUGGCAUGAACGGAAAUGUGCAUGAAGCUGCAGAAGCGGAGGAAUACGUACGAUUACCAUGCUUCUCGCUACUGCAAACCAAUGCAGGCUUGCCGGGACAGCCGUCAGGUGUGCAGUUUAUCCAGCGAUUUGGUGCUUUCAAGAAGGAAGACUUGCAUCCAUCCGUCACUCGACACAACGAGAUUAUUGUAAAUGGCCUUCGUGGCAGUAGUCGAAAGCGUCCGCACAGUUCGAAUGGCAAUUCAACGGCUGGAAGAAACGGGAGGUCGACGAAAAAGGCGCUGCUGGAGAAUGGGCGAGUACAAGAAAGCACUGGCUACUGGCUGGAUGACGCCGAGCACCAAGCAGUCUCUCGCAUUUUUGUUCCGCACAUCGCGUCUGUGUUGCUGCAUGCGAUCAACAUGUGCAGCGAGAGAAUUCAGCUACAACACUUCGUUAACUUUGCUCGACGACGCAAAUCGAGGAUUCGUUACUCCGGUGAAGCUGGUACGGCGAACAGCGAGGGCACAGGCGGUCAGGUGGUCACGCUCUCGUUCCCUGAGAAGGUCAACACAGAUCCAUUGAAGAUCGUUGCUAUUCAAGGCCACUUAAAACAUGGUGGAGGGUUCGAGCUGUGUCUUCAACUGGCUUCGCCUCCUUUCACGUUCAUUCUGCCGAAGAAACCGAAAGACCAUUUGUUGUCGGAGCGUUCGCACUAUGUCAAUGAGCGAGGCCAGUUGAUUUUUAGAUACACUACGACGAUGGUUACGAGCGAGCUAUUCAGUGAAUCCCCACUGGAAAUGUUCAUGGUCGAGCUGAUCUGCGUCGUGAGACCUCUCUGUGAACUCGCUGUGAAGCUUGAGAAGAUGCUGACUGCUGUGGGGCGCUACACGAAUGACAUUAACGACGACGGUCACUUUUACGUGGAAAGCGCCGACCCGUUUGCCAUUGUCUUGGCCUGUCGAGCGCCCAAUCCGAGACACUGCAUUGCUGCUGGCUCAUCACCCGAUGGGCUGACGACGUAUCGUGUGACGGUGCAGUUCAAGCAGAAAAUGGGCUUCGUGGUAAACUACAGUCACAAAGGUGAGCAUCCCUUGAUGCAUUUCAUCCAGUCAGCACUAAAUGGACACGGCGACCCGGCACAAUUCAUCGAGGCUUUGGAACGCACAUGUGUCCCCAUGGGCAUAUUGGCGAGUGUUGUGGAGUCCCAGUUGCUGUGCGCCAAGUACUACCGUCAGGACCCUCCGCCCAACGCGAAAGAAGGCGCAGCAAAUGGAGGUCCCAAGGGCUUCGGUCGAGGUAAAUUGGGCGGGAAGGGGAUGAAGCUUGGCUACAAGUUUAAGCUUCCAGGAGAAGAGAAGGGAUAUUACGCUGAAAAGUCAAUUGGAGGAGAUGACAAGUCCUUCGUGCCUGCCGAACUGGUGAUGAUCCCGCGGUCGCAAACACAGGUCCGACUGUCGUAUGGAGACCGCUGCGCCGUAGAUAUUUAUUUCCUGGAGAAUCACUCGGUGAAAAUGCAGAGCUCGUCAGGAGGUGUUCGUGUUCCGAGCUGUCCGUCUGAGAAAGGCAUCGUCAUGGACUGUCAGAAUUUUGCUGAGAAGUUGCGCAGCACGUUGUCGGAGAUGGCAUCGGCUUAA
Messenger RNA from Phytophthora infestans T30-4, 3489 nucleotides. RefSeq lists its product as uncharacterized. NCBI's taxonomy places the organism in Eukaryota, Oomycota, Peronosporomycetes, Peronosporales, Peronosporaceae. The transcript has 2 exons. Bases 1 to 3489 code for a protein of 1162 amino acids. Gene Ontology annotation, cellular component: mediator complex; core mediator complex. Gene Ontology annotation, molecular function: transcription coregulator activity. The record is from RefSeq and is a predicted model, not a curated record. Gene Ontology annotation, biological process: regulation of transcription by RNA polymerase II.